CACUUCUAAACUGCAAGCCGACCAAGUAGCAUAGAAGGAUAAGGUUUUGGGAGCAUCUUCGAACUAUUCUACGGGGCCAGGAGGCCAGAUUAAAAUGGCAGCCGUGGAAUUAUGGAAAAAGUUUGGCCGAAACGGAAUUGAUAGAGGAAAUCCAUCACCUCCUUCAGCCAAGAAAAUUAGAAAAAAUUCAGAAGAAGAUGAGAGUAGCUCCGAACUAGUAAUUGACGAAGAAACACCUUCCUCAAGCAAUGAUUCAUCACCUUACAUACCUGCUCCUAACCCCAAUAUACCAUUAUCUCUACCUCCUCUAUCACCUGUUCAAUCGCAGUAUAAGCCUCCCAUACCAUCAAGAAACAACGGCGUUCAAAAGCAAUCAACAGAGUACAGAAAGUGUGAUCGCGGUCUAUCUUACUUAUUUCCAUCAUUAGCUGACACAUCGUUAUCUCUGUUGGAAAAGGUAAAAAUAAUUGUUGAACGGCAUAAGAAUAAUUAUUUUCUUGAUUGGACGGAAGAUCAAUUAGUAUCCGUUGAUCGUUUGGUUAGGCCGAAAAUGCCUGUCACAAAACAAUUAUAUAAGGAAUAUUGUCAUAGAAAUGCAAUGAAGUACGAUUCUAAUUUACAAUUCGCUAUGGAAUCAAAAGGCGCUUGGGCAGAGGCGUUUCGUUCAAAAUUAUCAAGACCGCCCACAGCUGGAGGCUUUCAUUCUUUUUGUGAAGUGAAAGCAGAAGCAGGACGGUUAUGGAAAGAAUAUUCCGGCAAAUAUCGUAUGCACAAUAUUGUUAAAGUGCAGAUGGACUUGAACAAUGAAAAUGCUAAUAAUAACAACAAUAAUAGUAAUAAUAAUAACUUAAAUACUAAUGCUGGUGUUACAAAUUCUACUAAUUCGACUAAAGGCAUUGAACAUUCUCAAAUUAAAACAGCUUUAAAAAAUUCAUUAAAGCAACGCCAUCUUCUGACAAAUGGAGAGGAAACAUCUAGUCGACGUAAUAGUUUUCCAAUUUCUUCACCUCCAAGGAACUCCUUAAAGAGACAUAGCUACACCGAAGGUGACAAAUUAAAUGGCAAAGAACUAUCGCCUCUUUUGAAAACGAAUAUUCCACAUGAUAAUUUAGCGUCUUUACCUCUAGAAGAACAAGAUGAGCCCGUUAAUUUGACAACCUCACAGCCAAAGUCUAUUGGAGCUGCGAUGCUAGAGCAAGCAUUAAAUGGAAAUGCAAAAUUAAUUAAAGAUGCAACUGAACAAAUUCCACAAUCCAGUGAAAUUCUUUUUCAAGCUCUUUCUCCAAAUACACCUGUUGCGGGCCAAAUGGACAUUUGGUUGAAAAGACACCGUCAUAGGUAUUAUUUGAAUUAUACGGAGGAAGAACUCGAAAAUGUGGAUGAAUCACUCAGGCCUGUUUGUGUUGUAACCUUGGAAAAGUUUCGUCGAUUAAUACCCAACUCAAUGUUAGAUGUAUUUGAAAAGAUCGACCUGGUUAUGUGUUCAAAUCACGCGGAAUGCGAGUUAUUUAAGAAAAGACUCUCAUACACUCCAGAAUUGGGAGGGUUUUCUACAUUUGAAGAAGCAGUCGCAUCUGGAAUUCAAGUUUGGAAUGUGGCUUGUGCCCCGCAAGUGCCUGGUUUGGUGACUUCGUUAAAUCAACGACAGCACACAGACAAUGAUGUUCAGGAUGUCACAACUAUGCCAGUCUCUUCCGUAUUAAAUACGCUAUGGUCAACGAGAGACACACUUAUGAAGAUUACAGAGGACGAUCCGUCCAAAAGUUGGCAUCAAAAAAUGCAACCUUACAAACUAACUUUAGAACAAGCUCUAGGAAAGAAUUACCACCUUCCUCAAACGUCAUACCAAUGUAUCGUUGAUUUAUUACUAGCUGUCGUUAAUCAACAACUCUUGUCUGCAAAAUUACAGAAAAAAUGAUUUGUAAUCUUUUUUUAAUGUAUUCUAUUUCUACAGUACGUUAUACAAUUGUUUAUAUCUACAAAAAUAUAGUUAUUAUAUUAAAAGUAUGUAUAUAUAUAUAUACAUAUAUAUAUAUACAAAAUAUAUAUAAUAUACGCCUAAAUAUAUGUACAGUAAUCAUUCUCAAAAAAUGGUACACUUGUUUUUGUUCCAUAAUUUGCGAUUUAGUUCGCCUUUGUGCUUGAAGAGAAGUAUUUAGUGCUUGAAAUUUGUCUUUUUUCUUUUUUUUAUGAAAAAUGCCAUUAUCAUCAAUAAUAAACUCUCUUUUUCAGAAUUUCUUUUUCAAACAGGCUAAUUUUUUUACUUAUCAGUUAGGUGUAGCAGCACUUGCUUUUUUUUAUAUCAGACAAGAAACUUAAUCAGAAAGACUAGUUUACAGACUAUUUUCAUGAGUUGUAAACAAGAAAAUAGAUAACUUCUGUUAGCCGGAAGAAAAGUUGAAAUACUUGAAUUUCUUCCCUUUUUAGACUGUUCUGCUCUUUCCCUUUUAGUUAAAUAUAUUGAAGAGAAGAUGCAAAUGCAAAAUUACUUUUAUAAAAUUUUC
Messenger RNA from Dimorphilus gyrociliatus, 2504 nucleotides. The record is from the annotation of a GenBank genome assembly. Lineage: Eukaryota; Metazoa; Annelida; Polychaeta; Dinophilidae.